AUGGUCAAAAUUCGCUAUUCAGAAGAUGUAGUAAAAUUAAUAUCACAGCUGUAUCUGUCUGAGCAGAAAAUUGAUUUCGAUGAUUUUCUAGACCGUUUAGAUGAAUGGUUGUCGUUUUUUGAAAAUCACUGGAAUAUAUUAAUUGAGCCAAUAAAGAACGAGUUUUUUGAUAACUAUGUGUUAAAAUUAGACUACGAAGAGUUGCUUAAUUUGGAUGUUCCUCCAUCAGUAGAAGCUUUUAAAAAAGAUUUUUACUCAUCACCUGAGCUAAUAAUUUCACUUAUUUCCUCAUCACUUCACAUUCUAUCCAUUUACAAAUACAAAAAUACAAGGCUAGUAAAUUUUGAUGAGGAAACAAGAGUUAAUGGAGUCAAUUGUAGAUUAAGUGAUCCUGUCACUACAAAAUCAAAUUUAUACAAAACUUCAUCGAAUAACUCUUCAAAUGUUCAACCUAACCAGUCUUUUAACCCUGUAAAUAACUUUUCUGACGGAGUUGAUUCUCCAUCAUUUACAGUUAAACAAGUUAAUGCAAUACCGUAUCAAGAGUGUGGUCAAGAAAAUAGAGUAAAGAAGGAACAGGAAAGCCCUUUUUCGAACAUUUCAGGCCAUGAAUUUAGUUUAGCUUACAAUAAACAAAAAUCCAUUGAUGAAAUAGAUGAUUAUUUCAAUGUUAACAAUGAGUUUAACGGGACCACAACAACAAUUAACAGACUGUUUGGCAACACAUCGACAAUUGAUCAAGUUUCUAUCUUGAAUGAAUUGGACCGCGCAAGGUCAAAUUUAGCAUAUCAAGCUAAUAAUGAUCAAACUAGUGGCAUGUUCACAGGCUCAGGCAAUUUUUCCGGGGACACAAGUUACGUUAAUAGUCUAGUGAACAACUCGCAGGAUAACUCGGACAUGAAUAACUCUCAAAAUAACAAUGAGUAUGAGAAUAAUGGAAAAAUGAGUGAAAAAGACCCUAAAAGAGGAAAUGAAGAGGUUUCAGAACAAGAAAAUGGAUUUGAAAAGGAGAAUACUGUUCUAAUAAUAGAAAAUAAAUUGAAUAACAUACUCAAUAAUACGAAGUUGAGCAAGUAUAUAUAUUUGAAUGAGAUCAGAUACAAGUAUGUAAUAGUGCGGAUAUAUAAUUAUAAGCCAAUAAUAAGCUUCAAUAACCUAAGAUCUCACACUAUUGGUUGUAUAGCCUCAGUACUAGGUCAGGUGAUUAGGAUAAGUAAGCCAAAGACUUUAAUACUAUUUGCGCUAUUCACAUGUACAAAAUGUGAUGAAAGUUUUUUCAAGAAGUUUAACUCAGGGAUAUUCACUUUACCUAAAAAUUGCAUUAACCCAUGCUGUAAUAAUAAGUUCUUCGUCCUUAAUAAGCAUUAUAUUAUUACAAACACAUAUCAAAUUUUAAGGUUACAGGAAUAUAUAAUUGAUGAUAUGAAUAAUGUCAAGACAAAUUCAAUACUUGAUAUACAGAUAAUGGAUGACUUAAUUGGGAUGUAUAAUUUGGGUAACAUAUUGAAUAUAAUCGGUAUAAUAAAAAUCAAUAAUGAAGUGACUUCAUUUCAAAACGGCAGUAAUAACAGCCUCGUGUACAAGUUGUACCUGAACACAAUCUCAGUUAACAUUUACAAUAACAAUAAUCUCAACAACAGUAAACACUCGAAUUACUACAAAUUUAUCAAUGAUAUUUUCUACAAUGAGUCGAACAGGUUUUAUCUGAUCGCGACAUCACUGUUCCCAAAUCUCAAAGGACAUUAUCAUAUCAAAGUUGGAUUACUCUUGAGUUUGUUUGGAUUUAAUCAUACGGGUAGUAAUAAAAUUUUAAGGAAUGGAAAUAAAGUAAAAAGGGAGAACAUUCAUGUGCUGUUAAUUGGAGAACCCGGUGUCGGUAAAAGUCAUAUGUUAUCAUGUAUUUCAUCUCUGGGAAAUCAUAUCGUUAAUGGAAAUAACAUAAGUAACAGUGGAUUAAAUGUUGGUAUCAUAAAGGAUAACAACAACGAGUAUAAUAUUGAGGCUGGAUUGCUGGUGCUGUAUAACAAUUCAAUACUGUGUAUUGACGAGUUGGACAAGCUAAACUCAACUAACAUCUUACUGGAGGUUAUGGAGAAACAAAAAGUAAGCAUAGCAAAGGGUGGAAUCAUCAAAACACUCAACGCAAACACUACAUUAAUAUGUGCCCUGAACCCAACACAUUCAAAAUUCAAGUUUAGCAAUGAGAACAUAAUCGCCAAUAACAUCAAGCUAUCAACCUCACUCCUCAGUAGAUUUGACCUAAUUUUCCUCAUAAUAAAUGACAAAAAUAAUUAUUAUGAUAAAUGUGAUGAGAAUAAUGAACUUGUUAGGAAAUUAAAGUCAUUCCAGAAAUAUGAUUACCUGAAUAAUGUGCUGAUAAAUGAGUACAUUGAGUAUAGUAAGAAGUAUGUGAACCCGAAGUUCACGAAAGAGGCGAAGUUAAUGUUAUACAAGUUCUUCAAGGAGAUUCUGGAAAUGUCAAAUAAUAACUGUGAUGCUAAUGGAAAUCCAAUCAAUAGUUGUUUGAUGAAGGUAACAAUUCGACAAUUACAAGGACUAAUAAGGCUAUGCAAGAGCAGAGCAAGAGGAGACUUAUUAAAUGUAAUCACAGUAGAUCACGUGAAGGACGUGAUAGAAAUCUUCAAAAACACAAUCUACUACCCAUUAUACACAGUCAACCAAAACAUAGUAGACCCGGGAUUGAAACCGGCUCCGGUGAAGAAAUGUAACAUACUCAAGAUAUUUUUAAAUGAAAUCAGGAUGACUAACAUGGAAACAAUGUCAAAUGGAAUGAUGAGGGAUAUCGCAAGGGACUUGAUCGAGAAAAAUAACUUAAGUAUGGACCCAGAUGAGUUAAUUUACAAGGGUAAGAAAUUAAAAUCACAACUAAGUUUAGUAAAUAACAUGGGAUACAUACUCAAGGAUGACACAUCGUGGAAAAUUAACAUUUAA
Theileria annulata is the source of this 2952-nucleotide messenger RNA. Its product is annotated as minichromosome maintenance (MCM), putative. The transcript has 13 exons. The record is from RefSeq and is a predicted model, not a curated record. Gene Ontology annotation, cellular component: MCM complex; nucleus. Gene Ontology annotation, molecular function: ATP hydrolysis activity; single-stranded DNA binding; ATP binding. The coding region runs from base 1 to 2952 and encodes 983 amino acids. NCBI's taxonomy places the organism in Eukaryota, Apicomplexa, Aconoidasida, Piroplasmida, Theileriidae.